AGGAGAAACACAAGCCCCAGAAGCCCUCGCGCCACUCUUUCCCCUCCCCUCUUGAAGUCGGAGUGCUGUUUUUGUUGUUGGUGAAAGGUGAGGGGAACAGCUGAUCCGGUCUGUGGGGUGGGCAGCUACCUGGAAGGCAGAAUGGAAGAAUCAUCACUAAGCCGGAUACCAUCCCGGGGUGGAGUCAACUUUUUGAAUGUAGCCCGGACUUACAUACCCAACACAAAGGUGGAGUGUCAUUACACCCUCCCCCCAGGCACCAUGCCCAGUGCCAGUGACUGGAUUGGCAUCUUCAAGGUGGAAGCUGCCUGCGUUCGGGAUUACCACACUUUUGUAUGGUCUUCAGUGCCAGAAAGCACAACUGAUGGCUCCCCCACCCACGCCAGUGUCCAGUUCCAAGCCAGUUACCUGCCCAAACCGGGUGCUCAACUCUACCAGUUCCGAUAUGUGAAUCGCCAGGGACGUGUGUGUGGGCAGAGCCCCCCCUUCCAGUUCCGAGAGCCAAGGCCCAUGGAUGAGCUGGUGACCCUGGAAGAGACUGAUGGUGGCUCUGACAUUCUGCUGGUUGUCCCCAAGGCCACUGUACUACAGAACCAGCUGGAUGAGAGCCAGCAAGAACGGAAUGACCUAAUGCAACUGAAGCUGCAGUUGGAGGAGCAGGUGACAGAGCUGAGAAGCCGGGUGCAGGAGCUGGAGCCGGCUCUGGCCACCACCAGGCGGGAGCAUGCAGAGCUCACAGAGCAAUACAAGGGGCUUUCUCGGUCCUAUGGGGAGCUCACAGAAGAGAGGGACGUCCUGAGCCAGCAACAGGGAGACCACGUGGCGCGCAUCCUGGAGCUGGAGGAUGACAUCCAGACCAUCAGUGAGAAAGUGCUGACAAAGGAGGUGGAGCUGGACAGGGUUAGAGACACAGUGAAGGCCCUCACUCGGGAACAAGAGAAACUCCUUGGCCAGCUGAAGGAGGUACAAGCAGACAAGGAGCAGAGUGAGGCUGAGCUCCAAAUGGCACAACAAGAGAACCAUCGCUUAAACGUGGAGCUGCAGGAGGCCAAGGGCCGACAGGAGGAGCAGAUUGCUCAGACCCAGCGACUGAAGGACAAGAUGGCCCACAUGAAGGACACCCUCAGCCAGGCCCAACAGAGAGUGGCUGAGCUGGAGCCCCUGAAGGAGCAGCUUCGUGGAGCACAGGAGCUUGCGGCCUCAAGUCAGCAGAAAGCUGCCCUUCUUGGGGAAGAGUUGGCCAGCGCAGCAGGAGCCAGGGACCGCACCAUAGCCGAGCUGCACCGCAGCCGCCUGGAGGUGGCUGAAGUCAACGGCAGGCUGGCUGAGCUCAGUAUGCACCUGAAAGAGGAAAAGUGCCAGUGGAGCAAGGAGCGGGCCGGGCUGAUGCAGAAUGUGGAGGCAGAGAAAGACAAGAUCCUGAAGCUGAGUGCAGAGAUCCUUCGCCUGGAGAAGGCAGUGCAGGAUGAGAGAAGCCAGAGCCACAUGUUCAAGACUGAGCUGGCCCGGGAAAAGGAUUCUAGCCUGGUGCAGUUAUCAGAAAGUAAGCGAGAGCUGACAGAGCUGCGCUCAGCCCUGCGUGUGCUCCAGAAAGAGAAAGAGCAACUGCAAGUGGAGAAGCAGGAAUUGCUAGAGUACAUGAGGAAGUUGGAGGCCCGCCUGGAGAAGGUGGCAGAUGAGAAGUGGGAUGAGGAUGCUGCUACAGAGGAUGAGGAGGCCGCUGCAGGGCUGAGCUGCCCUUCAGCGCUGACCGACUCCGAAGAUGAGUCCCCCGAAGACAUGAGGCUCCCGCCCUAUGGCCUGUGUGAGCAUGGAGACCCCGGCUCCUCUCCCACCGGCCCCCGUGACGCUUGUGCCCCGGUUGUCAUCAGCCAGCCCACACCCAUUGCAGCCCACCUCUCAGGGCCAGCCGACGACAGCAGCUCGGACUCGGAGGCUGAGGAUGAGAAAUCCGUUCUGAUGGCAGCCGUGCAGAGUGGGGGUGAGGAGGCCAGUCUGCUACUCCCUGAACUGGGCAAUGCCUUCUAUGACAUGGCCAGUGGCUUUGCAGUGGGUCCCCUGUCAGAGGCCAGCACUGGGGGCCCUGCCACCCCCCCAUGGAAGGAGUGUUCUAUCUGUAAGGAGCGCUUCCCUGCCGACAGUGACAAGGAUGCCCUGGAGGACCACAUGGAUGGACACUUCUUUUUCAGCACCCAAGACCCUUUCACCUUUGAGUGACCCCUCCUUCUCCCUAGCACAUGCACCAACACACACUCCCACACUCCCGCUCGCCCCCUGCCCAUGUCCCACCACACGGGGCACCAUGAUACUCUGUUCCUGAAGAACCAUUUCUGUGGGCCCUGUCUCCAUCCCAAGCUUUCUAACUUCAUCCUCUCCCACCUGGCUCUUUUGUCCCAGGCAGGGGUCGUCCUUGGAAGCAGUGGCUGAGUUGACCCCCUGAAGGCGCUUUUGAAGGAAACCAGGAUGGAGGAGACCUUCCCUUGUGGGAAUAGAAUCGUCCACUACUAGCCCUGGUUGCUUCGGAUAUACAGCCACCACCCAUACUCGUGUAUACACACACACAUACACACUCAUACAUACGUGCAUACACACUCCCCUUUCUGAGGCCCCAAAGCCAGUUCCUGGGGGCCCCCAACUUCUCUUUGUGAGGUUUGUUUGUUUACCUGAGUUUUUCUCCGGGUCCUGCAGCAUGAAUGUCAUGACCUCUUCAGGCCCCUCAGUUUUCAGCUUCAUCGUUUUCUCUUUUGGUUCCUCCCACAUUUCCUCAUUUCCCUCCCCACCCCAUCCCAGUCCUUUCCAUGCCUUAGAUAUUAAGUCCCGAGGUUUCUUUUAUAUUUGUAAGGAUUCUUUAACUCUAUCUCCCGUCCUUGCCCGCCACUCCACACCCCCACAUCCUCACAUGGAAAGAAAUAAUGUACUUGUGCCUUCUGUGAGGGUUGGGGGGACAAGUGCUCCCAGGUGUCCCCAUUUUCCCACCCCUUCCCUCUCCAAGUUCCCCACAGCAAUAAGAAUCCUGCCCCCCCCAUUUCCCUCCUCUCCAUAGUUUUGACAAAUAUAUUUAUAUGACAUGUGUAAGUGUUGUCAUAAAAUGUGCUGGCAUUGUGAGGUAGAACUAGGGCAGAGGGUGCAGGCUUUGCGCUCUGAGCUCCUUGGGAUGGGGAGAGGCUGGGCACUUGCCAUUCCACUGUGUUUCCUG
This is a messenger RNA of Perognathus longimembris pacificus (Pacific pocket mouse), 3196 nucleotides long. RefSeq names its product calcium binding and coiled-coil domain 1 (gene Calcoco1). Lineage: Eukaryota; Metazoa; Chordata; Mammalia; Rodentia; Heteromyidae. The record is from RefSeq and is a predicted model, not a curated record. The coding region runs from base 142 to 2217 and encodes 691 amino acids. The transcript has 15 exons.